AUGCGUAUCCUCCGCCGCCUGCGCGGGACACUGCUCGUGCUUACACGCGUGACCGUUACAAUACGCCGACAGAGGCCACUCAAAGUCGCCCCUGCCGCCGAUGCCGCCGAGCAUGGCGGCCAUGUGGGAGAAGUUCAUGUGCGUUCUGCGAUGCGGGCACGCCAUCACGGCGCACUUGUGCGCUGCGCAGAGACCGCUGCUGUACUGCGCCCGCUCGUUGGUGCAGGGCCGCCAGCUGCAGAGGUGGUUCUCGCAGAGCGGGGUGUUGUCGACUACUCUCGCGUCGCAGUUCAGUUUGCUACAUCGUGUGAUUGA
This is a messenger RNA of Colletotrichum truncatum, 315 nucleotides long. NCBI's taxonomy places the organism in Eukaryota, Fungi, Ascomycota, Sordariomycetes, Glomerellales, Glomerellaceae. The record is from RefSeq and is a predicted model, not a curated record.